AUGGAGCCUAAACCUGAACUUGAGGCAACAUAUGCACAUAUUAAAAGAGAGAGUAACCGACAAGGAACCAUGUCUGAAGCUAGUGUAACCUCCGACGCCACAGCCUUGGCUGCUGCCAGGUCCAAGCAAUCUCGGCCGAACAAUCACAGUGCCAACCCUACUGGUAGUCGGCCUCCAAUGAAGUGUACCAAAUGUGGUUUAGACAACCAUACAAUUAAGGGUUGUUAUGAGAUUAUUGGUUAUAUAGAAGGAUGGUUUCACAAAGAGAGAAAGAAGGAUUUGACUAGAGCCUCAUUUGCAUCCGAUGAGUCAUCCCAAGAGACUGCAUCAAAACCUCCAUUAGGUACAUCUGGCUUCAAGGCCUUGGCCACCUUAGGUACCUCUUACACAUCUUCACUUACUUGUAAUAGAUCAUGGAUUAUUGACACUGACGCUACUGAUCACAUGACAUCUAAUUUUAUUGAGUUGCACUCCACAAAACCAUCAAGCCAAACACAUAUUACCAAUGCCAAUGGAACCACCUCCCAAGUUAUGGGAGAAGGGUCUUUAUCCCUUACAUCUACAUUAAGUCUUGAUCAUGAUCUUCUCACCAGGGCCAUGAUUGGAUAUGGUACUAGGAAGAGAAAGUUGUAUUAUCUGGACUUGACAGAAGCCGAUAGUAAGAGAUUGAGUCACGCACAUCAUGUGCGAGGAGACGAGUCUAUGAGGAUGAAGAAAAUUUGGCUAUGA
Prunus armeniaca (apricot) is the source of this 729-nucleotide messenger RNA. The record is from the annotation of a GenBank genome assembly. NCBI's taxonomy places the organism in Eukaryota, Viridiplantae, Streptophyta, Magnoliopsida, Rosales, Rosaceae.